UUUCCAUUAUCCGAGUGUCAAUCAUGCCCGUUUUCCUUUAGUCCCGCCUCCACUGUGACGUCGAAAAAGGGGGCGUGGUCCACGCUCUUUUAAAAACGCGCAUUAAACACCGAUUGGUCAGCUCUGACCACGUGACACACGGCAACCAAUCACAGCCGAAUGCGAUGAGUAAAACAACUCCCCCCAUAGCGGUGACGUUACAUCAUGAACUGUGCUGUGUUGUCACCAGCUGUUGUCUGGAAGACGAAGAGGAAAAGUGGAUGUUGUCUCGGUUUGAUUGUGAGCAUUGAGACCACGAGCAGCAUCAGACACCAGCAGCAGCAGUAUGGUUAGAGCUGCAGAAAGAUGUUUACUGGAUGACUGAUGAUGGAAACACAGCAGAAGCAGAAGCAGAAGCAGAGCAGCACUUACAUAACUGACUGAAGGCAUCGAUAAGACACAAACUGUGAUAACGGACUAGAGCUCCAGACAGGUCGGAGUUGAAGCCAUCUUUCCUCUUCUGCUGCUCAGACAGAUAGUCACGCCAGCUGGGUUCAAUCUUGUACAUCGUACAGUACAGUGCAGCUGUGCUGAGAAGCGGCCCCGCCGCUAUCAUGAACGUGGGCACGGCCCACAGCGAGGUGAACCCCAACACCCGGGUGAUGAACAGCAGAGGAAUGUGGCUGUCUUACAUCCUGGGCAUCGGCCUCUUGCACGUCAUCCUGCUCAGCAUUCCCUUCGCCAGCGUGCCCGUGGUCUGGACCCUCACCAACCUCAUUCACAAUCUGUGCAUGUACCUCCUACUUCACACGGUCAAAGGGACGCCGUUUGAGACCCCAGAUCAGGGCAAGGCUCGCCUCCUUACAUACUGGGAGCAGAUGGACUACGGUGUGCAGUUCACUGCUUCACGCAAGUUCCUCACCAUCACACCGAUUGUCCUGUAUAUACUAACCAGCUUCUACACCAAAUACGAUCGGGCCCAUUUUGUGGUCAACACCGUUUCCUUGCUCACUGUACUCAUCCCCAAGCUGCCCCAGCUGCACGGCGUGAGGAUCUUUGGGAUUAAUAAGUACUGACAAGGCGGAAGAGGACACCUCGUUCCCUAAGUCCCCGUGGACUGCUGAGAGCACACAGAGUAUCAGGCCUCUGAUUUGGCUGCAGAUCCACGAGGAUCCGCGGCUCUCUGGCUCUCGACUCUGCUGAGCAGCACUCUAAAUGAAGCCGACUGGGGAUACUGCCAUGGUACCAAACCCCUGGAAGGAGACACAAUACACUUUACGGAGCGCACAAAGGGAAAGUGUGCUGCUGAGAUUGUGAUUGCUCCUUUGAGUUACAGGUUUUUCAGACACUUUGUAAAAAGGGAGUAUUAUGAUUAUGUCCGUGACAGGUGUCAGGGGGGAGAGGACAAUGUAGUUGCACAAAUAUCAUGUGCCAUUUUGCACCCACUGGCGCACCGAGGCUGUAAUCUAAAGUUAUUUUGUAUGUAAUGAUACACUGCUGUAUUUAUUCAGCUGCACUCCAAAUGAGAAGCUUCCUCUUUCUUGAGGUUUCUGAGGAGAGUAACAAUACUUUAAUGAAACGGUGAGGGACCUGUGAACUGCUGCAGAGGCGAGACGCGAGAAACCACAAGGUUUUAUAUUUAGCCCUCGCUGUUCCGCUCGGGGCCAGGAUUGGAAAGUUAAGCAACUCUUAUUUUUAUCUGACCAUUUCCAUAUUUGGACUCCUCUUGUCCUGGUUUGUGUCACAGUACGCCUCCUGUCUGCAGAGUUGUCUGGCUUGUGUGCCAGAAAGUAUGCGCAAGAGCACUGAUUCAACAGAACAAGUCUGAGUGAAGAGAUAAGUAUUUCUGUCCUUACUGUAUUCAUAGUUACACGUGGGGGACCCGUGCUUGUCACUACAAGUACUCAGGAUCUGUUACGUUAGUAUGAGCCUGUUGUAUCUGCAUCUCAGUGGCAAAUUACACACUGAGUUACCUGUUUAUUAGGUACGCCUGUGCAAUCUAACGCAGUCCAAAUCCUGAAAUUCUCAAAGGUGUUUCUAAUGUUUUGUUCACCCCAACUUCAGUCUGUUCUCACACACCGUUCGUAGCUAUACCUACGAAAAGUAAUGCACUGUAAUUCAUCUACAGUAUAUCCCAUGAAAUCAAUUCGUCUGUAAUCCAAGUAAUAGUAUAAAAAGUGACAAACGCUGCAUAGGGAAGAGGUCGGGGGGGAUGUGUGGGUCUAAAAACAACAGACUUUUGCCUAGGAGACCGCUGUUCAUGUCCCGUGUGAAACCAGAAGUCAACACAUACUUAAGUUACGUCACUUCCGUAUUUAUUCAAACCCAAACGUUGACUCAUUUGUCAUUAACUUCCAUACUUGAGUAACGCCACUUCUGCAGUUAUUUAGACCCAAACAUUGACUCAUUUGUUAUGUAACUUCUGUACUUAAGUUACACCACUUCCAUAGUUAUUUUUUUUAAUCAAAGCAAAUAUUUAAAUAAUCAUUUGAGUUCAGUUUUUUCUGCAAAUAACCACUAUA
Messenger RNA from Sebastes umbrosus (honeycomb rockfish), 2501 nucleotides. RefSeq names its product ORMDL sphingolipid biosynthesis regulator 3 (gene ormdl3). The transcript is spliced from 4 exons. The coding region runs from base 594 to 1055 and encodes 153 amino acids. Gene Ontology annotation, biological process: negative regulation of ceramide biosynthetic process; intracellular sphingolipid homeostasis; ceramide metabolic process. The record is from RefSeq and is a predicted model, not a curated record. Gene Ontology annotation, cellular component: endoplasmic reticulum membrane. NCBI's taxonomy places the organism in Eukaryota, Metazoa, Chordata, Actinopteri, Perciformes, Sebastidae.